Molecule: messenger RNA, 414 nt
Organism: Xyrichtys novacula (pearly razorfish)
Lineage: Eukaryota; Metazoa; Chordata; Actinopteri; Labriformes; Labridae
Source: the annotation of a GenBank genome assembly
AUGAUCACCCAGCACCAACUACGCUGGCUCGGACACGUGAUCCGGAUGUCCCAAGACCGACUGCCCCGCAGAGUGCUGUAUGGCCAGCUACACCACGGCCAUCGCCCUGCAGGAGGACCAAAGAAACCCCAUAAGGACCAGCUGAAGACUUCACUAAAGAAGUGUAAGAUCAGGCCUGAGGACCUUGAGACUGCUGCUUCUGACCGUGACGCAUGGCGGCAGUACUGCUAUGAAGGAACUCAGAGGCUGGAGGAGGACAGGACUGCCAGAAGACACCAAAAAAGACUCAGGAGAAACACACCCGCACCCGUGACUGCCAGUAUCACCACCACUACAACCUACCCAUGUCCCACCUGCAAUAGAAUAUGUGGCUCCAGGAUUGGACUCUUUCGCCACCAACAAACUCACCGUUAA